This is a messenger RNA of Elaeis guineensis (African oil palm), 992 nucleotides long. Its product is annotated as bidirectional sugar transporter SWEET3b. NCBI's taxonomy places the organism in Eukaryota, Viridiplantae, Streptophyta, Magnoliopsida, Arecales, Arecaceae. Gene Ontology annotation, cellular component: membrane. Gene Ontology annotation, molecular function: sugar transmembrane transporter activity. The record is from RefSeq and is a predicted model, not a curated record. Gene Ontology annotation, biological process: carbohydrate transport.
UUGGCAGAAUCAUCUCUCUCGCUAGGCUCACAGAACCUAUUCAUCUCCAACACAAGUGUCCUCCAAACCUAUCUUCUCAGAGUCUUUCUAGCAAAAAUGGGAGACACGAUCCAUGUAGUAGUAGGAAUAAUGGGGAAUGCAGCUUCUCUGCUCCUUUAUGCAGCACCCAUAUUAACUUUUCAGAGGGUGAUAAGGAAGAGGAGCACAGAAGAGUUCUCAUGCAUCCCAUACAUCAUUGCUUUACUCAAUUGCUUUUUAUAUACUUGGUAUGGUCUGCCGGUAGUAAGCCAUGGAUGGGAGAACUUUCCUGUUGUCACCAUUAACGGCUUAGGGAUACUACUUGAAACCUCAUUCAUAUUCAUAUAUGGGUGGUUUGCAAUGCCAGAACAAAAGAAAUUUGUUUCUUUGAUGGUGGUGCCAGUGAUAGUAUUAUUCACUAUGACUGCACUUGUCUCAAGCUUUGUGUUACAUGAUCACCACCAUCGAAAAGUGUUUGCUGGAAGUGUUGGGCUAGUGGCCUCCAUGUCCAUGUAUUGUGCUCCACUAGUAGCAGUGAAGCAAGUCAUAAAGACCAAAAGUGUGGAGUUCAUGCCCUUCUACCUAUCAUUCUUCACCUUCCUUUCCAGUUCUCUAUGGCUGGCAUAUGGAUUGUUAGGACGGGAUCUUCUCCUUGCGGCACCUAAUCUCUUGGGCUGCCCCAUUGGCCUCCUUCAACUGGUACUCUAUGGCAUGUACAGAAAAAGCGAUAAAGCUCCCACAGAACCAAACAAGAAGGAUUUGGAAAAGAAUGGAGCAAAAUAUACAUCACAACUACAGGAGGUUAAUGAAGACAAACUUGAAAAUUGAAAAAGGAACUUUUAUCCUUUUCCCAACCUAAACAUGCAUGGGCCUGUGUAACAUUAGGACAAAUAAUGUGAGCUAGAUGGAUAUGAUUAUGGCACUUGAUAAGCCAUCUUAAUAACAUUUACAAGUGUUUUGCUGUUCUUUCACUA